Molecule: messenger RNA, 945 nt
Organism: Saimiri boliviensis boliviensis (Bolivian squirrel monkey)
Lineage: Eukaryota; Metazoa; Chordata; Mammalia; Primates; Cebidae
Gene: RSPH9
Product: radial spoke head component 9
Biological process (GO): cilium movement involved in cell motility; axoneme assembly; motile cilium assembly
Cellular component (GO): axoneme
Source: RefSeq, a predicted model, not a curated record
CCAUGGAGACGGCUUCUCCUAGCAACCAGACGGGCGUUGAGCAGAGCCGCAAGCCUGAUGGACGCCGAGAGCCUCCUGCUGUCGCUGGAGCUGGCGUCCGGCAGUGGGCAGGGCCUCAGCCCGGACCGUCGGGCCUCGCUGCUCACGUCUCUUAUGCUGGUUAAGCGCGACUACCGCUACGAUCGGGUUCUCUUCUGGGGCCGCAUUCUCGGCCUGGUCGCCGAUUACUACAUCGCGCAGGGCCUGAGUGAGGACCAGCUGGCACCGCGCAAGACGCUCUACAGCCUCAAUUGCACGGAGUGGAGCCUCUUGCCCCCUGCCACAGAGGAGAUGGUGGCGCAGUCGUCUGUGGUGAAGGGCCGCUUCAUGGGGGACCCAUCACACGAGUAUGAACACAUUGAGCUGCAGAAGGUGAAUGAAGGCGAAAAGGUCUUUGAAGAAGAAGUAGUGGUCCAGAUCAAGGAAGAGACCCGCUUAGUGUAUGUCAUUGACCAGAUUGACAAGGCUGUGGCCAUCAUCCCUCGAGGCGCCCUCUUCAAGACCCCUUUUGGACCCACCCAUGUCAAUCGGACCUUUGAAGGACUGUCAUUGUCUGAGGCCAAGAAGCUCAGCUCCUACUUCCACUUCAGGGAGCCUGUUGAGCUAAAGAAUAAGACUUUGCUUGAGAAGGCUGACCUGGACCCCUCCUUGGAUUUCAUGGACUCCUUGGAGCACGAUGUCCCCAAAGGGUCCUGGAGUAUCCAGAUGGAGAGGGGCAACGCCCUGGUGGUGCUGCGCAGCCUGCUCUGGCCAGGCCUCACCUUCUACCAUGCUCCCCGCACCAAGAACUAUGGCUACAUCUAUGUGGGCACUGGUGAGAAGAACAUGGACUUGCCCUUCAUGCUAUAGAAGGGGCCAGCCUGGAUUUUUAAACACAGAGUCUAAACAUGAUUUUCUUAAGCUUCA